Panicum virgatum (switchgrass) is the source of this 2767-nucleotide messenger RNA. RefSeq names its product protein EXECUTER 1, chloroplastic-like. The coding region runs from base 114 to 2231 and encodes 705 amino acids. The transcript is spliced from 12 exons. Gene Ontology annotation, cellular component: thylakoid membrane. Gene Ontology annotation, biological process: response to singlet oxygen; singlet oxygen-mediated programmed cell death. Lineage: Eukaryota; Viridiplantae; Streptophyta; Magnoliopsida; Poales; Poaceae. The record is from RefSeq and is a predicted model, not a curated record.
GCAGCGCGCGAGCACCAACCGAACGCACACGCGAAUACAACCAGCACGCGCACGAGCUCCUGCGCCACCCAGUGCCAUCGCGUCGCCGCCGCGCCCGCCCCGCGCCCCCGUCCAUGGCGUCCGUGUCCACGGCGCCGCGCGCGCCGCUCCCCGCGGCCGCGUCCUCCCCGUCCUCCGCGCGGCAGCUGGAUCCGAACCCUAGCGGCGGCCGGUUCCUCGCCGCGCGGCGCCUCCGCGCCGUGCGACGCCUCGCCGGCGCGGCCCCCUCGCGGCGCGCGCCGGUGGUCUGGUGCUCCGCGCGGAGCCCCGACGCGGACGCCGGCGGCGAGCGGCGCCGGCGGGGUUGGGACGCGAUGCUCCACGACGCGUUCCAGGGCGCCGUGCGGCGGUGGAGCGAGUACGUCAGCAAUUACUGGCCCCCAGCGCCCGCCGCGAAGGAGGCAGGUACGGGGAAGAGGGUUGGGAGUUCUCACGAAGAGGACGCGAUGAGUGGGGAUGAAGAGGAGAGUAAGGCGGAGGAGGAAGAGGGGAAGUGGAGCUGGGAGAUGUGGAAGCGGCACUUUGCUCUCAUUGAGGAGAGCGAGCGCCUCGUUGAUGAGCUACAGCUACAACUCCGAACUGCUAUUUAUAGAGAAGACUAUAGGAGUGCUCAUAAACUGAAGCUGGCUAUUGCGGCUACGGCAAGAAAUGACACUGUGGGCAGGGCUAUCUCUGACUUAAAUAGGGCAAUAGAAGAGGAGCGCUACAGGGAUGCAACAUAUAUCAGAGAUCAUGUUGGUGCAGGACUGCUGGGGUGGUGGUCUGGAAUUUCUGGAAAUUUGUCUGAUCCAUAUGGUCUUAUAAUUCGUAUAAGUGCUGAACAUGGUCGAUAUGUUGCAAGAAGUUAUGAUACAAGGCAACUGGCUUCAGAUGGCCAUGGUUUUCCUAUAUUUGAAAUAUACUUUGCAGAAGCAAAUGGAGAAUACAAACUGCAGGCAGUGCAUCUGCGACCAGAUGAUAGUGAUUCUGACCAAUUGCCGAAGAUGUUAAGAGAGAAACUUGGCAUUGAUAGUAUAAACAUAUCUAGCAGUUCAGUAGGGUCUAAGCAUGAAGAAUUCGAUGGAAGUGUAAACAUUGAUGAUCAAGAUAAUGAUGAUAGUAAUAUUACUGCUGGUGGCCCAGCUGGUUUGAAAAACUUGUCAAGCGAUUCAACUGCCAUUCCCAGGAUUAAAAUCUUGAAAGUGGUACCCAUGGAAAAUGUCAACCAAGACUACAUAAUCAAUAUUUUUGAUCAAAUUUCGGAGGAAGAUGAUGACCAUGAUGAUUCUGAGGUCGAAAAUGAAUCUUCACAUGAUAUUGGUAAUGGAGAUAACACUGAAGGAGCAGAAACAGUUUCUGCAGAAGAGAAUGGUGAUGAAUCUGGAGAUGAAAAUGAUAUUGAAGCCUUGAUUUCAAUUGAUUUUGUCAGUGAGAAUAACAACGAUUAUGCUUCCCAUUCAUCAGCCGCAGCAUUUGAAAGAAUGCCAGCUAGAUUAGAAAGAACAGAUCGCUUCUCUUUUUCCUUCUAUAUUGAAGAAUACAAUAAAAAACUAGAUGCGGGAAAAAGCCAGCAGACUUCAAACAGAACAGUUGGUCUGCAUACCAGUCAGCAGGAUGAUGAUGGUUUUGUCCAGCUUGAUCGUUUAAAGUUGAGUGGCAGCAACAAGAAACUAUCGAUACUACAACUUGGCAUCAAACAACAUAAUAACAAGGUUCAGCAAAAACUGCAUGGAGUUACCCACUUCAGUCGUAUUCAGGCGCCUAUAUCUUCAGAUCCUCUUAACGGUUUAUAUGUGACUGCAUCAGGAAUUGACUCAGAAAUUAUUAGUUUGCAACGGAAAUUUGGUCAAUAUCGGGAGGAUAAUUCGUCAGAGGAGCACAGUGACCUACUGUUCUAUGAGUAUGUUGAAGCUGUAAAAUUAACAGGGGACAACCUUGUGCCAGCGGGUCAGGUUGUGUUCCGUGCAAAAGUUGGUGAGCGCUAUCAACUUCCUCAUAAGGGAAUCAUCCCAAGAGAACUUGGAGUGGUUGCUAGGUAUAAGGGACAAAGGAAAAUUGCAGACCCUGGUGUCCAAAACCCUCGAUGGGUUGAUGGGGAGCUUCUGAUACUUGAUGGAAAGUUCAUCAGAGAUGGUCCUGUGAUAGCUUUCUUUUACUGGACAUCAAAUUUUCAUCUUUUCGAAUUCUUUAGGCGGUUGAGGCUUCCUGACUAGUUCCCUUCUAAGAGAAGUAGUUGCAGCUGGUCAUUGCGAUCCUCACAUGUACAUAGUUGACUUUGGCGCCAACUGGAGUCUGGGCUGCUCUUACAGACCCCGAACAGGACUUCCAAUGCGGAGAAUAGGGCGCUGGAUGUCGCUCGAAUUUAUUUGGCUUGUGCAUCCACUCUGAAAAUCUGCAGUAAGCGUGAAAAAAGAGCACAAAACAGAAUAUCUUAAUGUCAACAUGGAUGAGCGGUGUGCAUUUCUGCUCAGCUCGUCAACCGGGUCAGGAAUUUGACUGCAUAAAAACUGCAGUCCCUGUGUUUCGCAGAAAAAGUAGAAUUAAAGGACCUAGUAAGGUAAAGUUAUGUGGUCACAAAUAAUCCAAGGUUUUGAGCGUAUCUUGGUAUGUAAAAAAACAACCUUUUUUUCAGUAUGAUCAAAUAAUUGAGCUAAAAUUAACAGUGCCCACCCUGACUGUACAUGUACUUCAAUCAGCAGCAGAGGCGUAGACUGAUGCGCAAAUGCAACUCAACCCAGACUUGUUAAUA